This is a messenger RNA of Cololabis saira (Pacific saury), 539 nucleotides long. RefSeq names its product ribosomal protein S27, isoform 1 (gene rps27.1). The coding region runs from base 66 to 320 and encodes 84 amino acids. The record is from RefSeq and is a predicted model, not a curated record. Gene Ontology annotation, molecular function: structural constituent of ribosome; RNA binding. Gene Ontology annotation, biological process: ribosomal small subunit assembly; translation. The transcript is spliced from 4 exons. Lineage: Eukaryota; Metazoa; Chordata; Actinopteri; Beloniformes; Belonidae. Gene Ontology annotation, cellular component: cytosolic small ribosomal subunit; ribosome.
GACAGAUAUGAAGCCGCAGCUUCCGGUUGAUCCUCCUUUUCGGCAGCGGCUAGAUCUUCGCCAACAUGCCACUCGCAAAAGACUUGUUGCACCCAUCCCCUGAGGAGGAGAAGAGGAGGCACAAGAAGAAGCGUCUCGUUCAGAGUCCCAACUCCUACUUUAUGGAUGUGAAAUGUCCAGGAUGUUACAAGAUCACAACGGUGUUCAGCCAUGCCCAGACAGUCGUGCUGUGUGUGGGCUGCUCAACAGUCCUAUGCCAGCCCACCGGAGGAAAAGCUCGCCUGACAGAGGGGUGCUCAUUCAGGAGGAAGCAGCACUAAACUCUCCUCGGAGCUGAAGGGAGAGCAGGGGAUGGACCGGUCGAUAUCAGCGUGUCUCGAGAGAGACUGGCACAGAGUCCUGCAGUCGGAUUGGAAAUGAGACCAGAAGACUGGACUGGACAGCUGAUGGGAUUUCCACAGUUGGUGUCAACGGAUCAAAUGUUGCUGUAAUUCCACUCUCCAACCCUGUUUCUCUCAAUAAAUAUUGUUUUGGCUAAA